Messenger RNA from Lindgomyces ingoldianus, 513 nucleotides. RefSeq lists its product as uncharacterized. NCBI's taxonomy places the organism in Eukaryota, Fungi, Ascomycota, Dothideomycetes, Pleosporales, Lindgomycetaceae. The transcript is spliced from 6 exons. Bases 1 to 513 code for a protein of 170 amino acids. The record is from RefSeq and is a predicted model, not a curated record.
AUGGUCGUCAGAGAGCGGAUCACCAUCUCGGCCUACCUCGAGCUGUUCCGCGAGAGCGAGGAGAACCAAGCGUCUCUCCUCAACAGCAAGGAGAUCCGAACGACCAAGCCCAAGGAUGCAGAGUUGCUGUCGCUCAUAGCCAUGUUCGACAGGCAUAGGGUUCCAGAGCAAAUAGUGUACGGUGGCAGGAGCAGGCUGCAGUUCAAGGACGCAGUAGCGCCGUUGAUAAACUUCUCUCUAAUCCAGUCUCAGAGCACGAGGCAGCCAGAGCAGCAGGUCGGGAAUAAUCUAUUCGAGAUGCACGGGCUAGCAAGUAGGCAGGUAGCAGAAGGCAGCAUUGCGGAUCAUAGCAGCCGCUUUUCCGAGCAGGCAAUACAAGACAUAGACGGCUUGCUAAACGCUCCUUCCACACUUAAGAAAGGUGCUUGGAUAGUAGUAAGACACAGGAUGCCUCAGCGUGGCCAACAGUCCGUACACAGUAGCCUAAUUAGUGUGCUAAAUGGCCCCCUAUAA